CUUUAGGGCUGGAUUUAUUUGCAAACCACAGGAAGAAGAAAAUACAACAGAGAGAGGGGUUUGGUGCAGCGCCGCGAUCACGGAUUUCAGAUGUGUUCUAAGCCUGCUGGGGUGAGCACGCUUCCGGGCAGCGAUGGAGAUGAGAGCUCAACACGGCAGCGGGUCGCAGGCCUUGCUACAGGCUCGGCGUGACAGUGGGAGGCCGCAUGGAGAGCCCAACCUGCGGGAUGUCCUGACACAGCAAGUUCACAUCCUGUCCCUGGACCAGAUCAGAGCCAUCCGCAACACGAAUGAGUACACAGAGGGACCAACAGUGGCUCCGCGGCCAGGGGUCAAGUCUGCUCCUCGUCCAGUGAGCCAGCCUAAAAAUGAGAGGCCCCAUGGUCUGCCUGAGCAUCGUCAUUUUAGCCGGGUUCAGCACACGCAAACGCACGCUUCUCCUCGGGCACCUCUGUCCCGCUCCAUCAGCACAGUCAGCACAGGCUCGCGGAGCAGUACAAGGACAAGUACAAGCAGUAAUUCCUCUGAACACAGACUUCUAGGAUCAUCUUCAGGGCCAGUUGCUGACGGGAUAGUCCGCAUGCAGCCCAAGUCUGAGCUCAAGUCAAGUGAGCUGAAGCCGCUGAGCAAAGAAGACUUGGGAGCACACAGCUACAGGUGCGAGGACUGUGGGAAGUGCAAGUGCAAGGAGUGCACAUAUCCAAGGACCCUCCCAUCGUGUUGGAUCUGUGACAAACAGUGUCUUUGCUCAGCCCAGAACGUGGUUGAUUACGGGACUUGCGUGUGCUGCGUGAAGGGCCUCUUCUAUCACUGCUCCAAUGAUGAUGAGGACAACUGUGCUGACAACCCCUGCUCUUGCAGUCAGUCACACUGCUGCACUAGGUGGUCAGCCAUGGGUGUGGUGUCCCUCUUCCUGCCUUGCUUGUGGUGUUACCUGCCAGCCAAGGGUUGCCUUAAGUUGUGUCAGGGCUGUUACGACCGGGUCAAUCGGCCUGGGUGCCGCUGUAAACACUCCAACACGGUUUGCUGCAAAGUUCCCAGUGUCCCCCCCAGGAAUUUUGAAAAGCCAACAUAGCAUCACUUAUCAGAAAUAAUCGAGUAAUAAGGAUUCUCUUAACAUAUAUGCAACCAACUAAGCAGCUAUGGUCUUGGCACUGUAGUAGAAGGGUUGGGGGUACACUUAGCUGUUUGCAGUGACACACUUUUCUCUGUGUGCCAUCUUAAUUGAUAGGUUUGUUAGAAUCCAACUAGUGGGAUGCAGAAUAAAAAAGGCAAUGCAGUACAUCGUGACCCACAUAUUGCAUAAGCUAAAGCAACACAGACACUCCUAGGCAACUCCGUGGUUUGUGAAUAGUACUUGCAAAAUUUGUAAAUUAGCAAAUGACUCUCUUUUUUCAUUGUUUUCUGCCAGAGAUAAUGUGCUAUAUUUUUGUAUAUACAAUAAUAUUUUCAACUGUGAAAAAUAAGUGGUGUCAUAAAACAUGGCACAGUCACAAAAUAUUAUACUAAUAUGUUGUACAUUCGGAAGAAUGUGAAUCAAUCAGUAUGUUUUUAGAUUGUAUUUUGUCUUACAGAAACCUUCUAUUACAAGACUCUGAUUUCCCUUUGGACUUCAUGUAUAUUGUACAGUUACAGUAAAAUUCAGCCUUUAUUUUCUAAUUUUUUCAACAUAUUGUUUAGUGUAAAGAAUAUUUAUUUGAAGUUUUAUUAUUUUAUAAAAAGAAAUAUUUAUUUUAAGAGGCAUCUUACAAGUGUCACCCCUUUUUAUGAGGACAUCAUAGUUGCUGCAAAUAAGGGGUGAACGAUGCAUAUGUUCACUAUAAAAUAG
Messenger RNA from Phasianus colchicus (ring-necked pheasant), 1828 nucleotides. RefSeq names its product sprouty RTK signaling antagonist 2 (gene SPRY2). The record is from RefSeq and is a predicted model, not a curated record. Gene Ontology annotation, cellular component: cytosol; membrane. Lineage: Eukaryota; Metazoa; Chordata; Aves; Galliformes; Phasianidae. Gene Ontology annotation, biological process: multicellular organism development; negative regulation of Ras protein signal transduction; animal organ development.